CUUUGAUGAGUGGCGACUGGCGAGUGGAUUACAACCACAGAUAAGUUUUAUAUUGUUCUAUGGUUUUAUAUAAUCUGCUUGUGCUUGUGCUACAACACUAACCAGACGCCAGAGUUCGGUCUAAGGAAUCGAGUCUCGAGUCUACCUUGUAGCAUAGUUCUGUGCGACUGAGCUUGUAGAGACCGUAUGGUAUAUAGUGCCUAUGAUUGUUGAAUGUUGAUUGUGUUUCAUGACUUCGUUUAUGGUGUAUAGUGUUUGUACUGUUUGUAGGUAAACUGUAUGACAUUCGUAGUUAUUGUAAUUACCAUUUACCAGUUACUAGUUGCGUCUCAUUCUUCAUAAUUACAAAUUGACGGUUAUUAUUCAGCGUUAAAUGUAGAUAUUUCGAAUUUUAAUUUUACUGUAAACCGUAAAGUGUGAAUAAGAUUUGUGUAAACUGAUAUACCUAGUUAUCUAGUGACUUGAGGCUAGACAUUUGGCAACUACUAGAAGGUUAGUGAACAUUUAUCAUUAUGAGUAAGCGCAGAGCAGGUAAUGAACUAACCAAAGACAAUUGGGAUGAGGAAGAAGAAAAAGUGGAUCCAGGAACAUUUAAGGUAGCAGACGAUUCUGUAUUGAAAAACCGAGUUCUAAAAAGAGCAAAAAGAACAUUACAAAGAGAUGAAUCUGGUGAACUAAAACCAAUAUUUUCUGGAUUUUCUGGAUUCAACAGUCUAUCCAGUAAUUCAAAUUCUAAACAAGCAUUUUCCUUUUUGUCAAAAUCAAAUGACAUACCCAGUGAGAGUGGAAAUCAUCCAUCUGCAUCAACGAUUAAUUCAUUGACUACGUCUAGUAGCUUAACAUUUUCAGAAAGUAACAGUUCCAAAAGUUCAACUCCACCAAUUGUUAAUCAUGUUAAGGUGAUGAAGCUAAACGAGGCAUUUGUUAAAUUUAUUACAAAUGCUGUGCAGAAAAAUCCUUAUUGCGUGCUAACUCCUUCAUUGAAAGACUAUGAAAAACAAAUAAGCAAAUUCGUCGAUCUUUCUAGUUUUAAAACAAACACGCCUGAUACUUCAAUGGCUUCUAAUAAAGGAUCUCCUCAAAUAUCAGUAAUGGAAAGUAAAAUAACACGUACAAAGAACUCUGAUGAAGUAAAAAAUAAUUCUGUCAAUGCCCAGAAAAAUGAAAUUAGUUUUAUAAAUCCAAUUGGCAAUAUUUCUAGCAAUGAACAAUUAUUUAGUUUUGGUAAUACAAGCCAAGACAGUAGUACUAAAGAAUUAAGUACAAAUAUUUUGAAAAUUGAUAAGACGUCUACAGAACACACAGAAGAAAAAAAUGAAGAAACAAAAUUAAAACCAUUUUCUUCAGAAGAAUCAAAGAAUACACUUGCAACAGGGAAUAAUGGAUUUAAGUUGGGUGAAUUCAAAUUUAAUAAUCAGCCAUUGUCAACCUCUCUUACUAGUAAAUCUCCUGACUUUAAAUUUAGUGAUGAUAAAACAUUGGCAUUUAAUUCUAAUGACAAAAAACCAUCCCCCUCAGAUAAACCUGUUGUAUGCAAGACAUUAAACACGAAGCCUCCAUUCAAUUUUGGAGGUUCUCAACCAUCAUUUUCAUUUAAAUCUACUGAACAAAAUAAUUCCAAGCCAUUCUUUAGUUUCGGAUCAAAAUCUCCUACCAUAACAUUUUCUGCUGAAAAUUUGAAGACUCCUCAGGAACCUCAAAAUCCACAAGAUGAAGAUGAGGAUCAACCCCCAGUUGUGAAUUUUACACCUAUUAAAGAGAAUGAUGCAAUUUUUGAGUCUAAAAGUAAACUAUUUUGUUUUAAAAAUGGUAAAUAUGAAGAACUUGGUGUUGGUCAAUUGUAUUUGAAACCAGUGGAUGAUAAAAAAAUACAAUUAAUUAUGAGGAACGAUAGUGCCUUAGGAACUAUAAUGGCAAAUACAUUACUGAAUGAAUCUGUGAAUUUUACUAAACGCAACUCAAAAAAUGUCCAAUUAACAUGUGUUCUUGAUCCUACAAAAAGUACCAAACCUCAAACGAUUCUAUUCAAAUUUAAGGAUUCACAAAUCACUGAUACUUUUGAAAAGGAACUAAUCAAACUGAAAAAUUAGUCCCAAUUAUUAAGUUUUCAGAUUAAAAAUAAUUGAUUUUCUUAUUUGUAUAAUUUAAUGUUCUUCCAGACUAUAUUAUUGGUGAAAAAAUACAUACUAUUGUGUA
Diuraphis noxia (Russian wheat aphid) is the source of this 2196-nucleotide messenger RNA. It is a transcript of the gene Nup50, whose product is annotated as nuclear pore complex protein Nup50. NCBI's taxonomy places the organism in Eukaryota, Metazoa, Arthropoda, Insecta, Hemiptera, Aphididae. The record is from RefSeq and is a predicted model, not a curated record. Gene Ontology annotation, biological process: intracellular transport. Gene Ontology annotation, cellular component: nuclear pore.